AUGAUUUCAGUGAUACGAUAUCUCGAUAGAAUGCUGACUGGAUUAUGGUAUCAACAUCAAAGAGAACUAAAUGAACGUGAUGCACGUAUUGCUGAUUUAGAAAUGAUUAUUAAUAAUAACAAACAUGAAAUAAAUGAAUUACGUUCACAAUUAGAUAAAUAUCAAUCUAUAUUUUCAGCCCAUCAAUCUUUCAGUAAAUAUUGUCAUACAGAUAAUGAGCAACGUCGGUCUGGUGUCUCAGCGCCUCCAUCAACACUCUGUGCACUAAUUACAUUGGAAAAGUCCGAUUGGUAA
This is a messenger RNA of Rotaria sp. Silwood2, 294 nucleotides long. The record is from the annotation of a GenBank genome assembly. NCBI's taxonomy places the organism in Eukaryota, Metazoa, Rotifera, Eurotatoria, Philodinida, Philodinidae.